Penicillium lagena is the source of this 669-nucleotide messenger RNA. RefSeq lists its product as uncharacterized. The record is from RefSeq and is a predicted model, not a curated record. NCBI's taxonomy places the organism in Eukaryota, Fungi, Ascomycota, Eurotiomycetes, Eurotiales, Aspergillaceae. The transcript has a single exon. The coding region runs from base 1 to 669 and encodes 222 amino acids.
AUGCCUUUCCGUGAAAGAGUGAGGCGGGUGUUCCGUCCUUCCUCCUCGAGCAGUGCCGAGAACAAGCCUAAGGUCGAAUACUAUCGUCGCCACGAGGUCCCGCCGUCUAAAUUCCGUGGCCCUUUUGACAAGGCCCACCAGAAAAGCCUGGCCGCUUGGUCCUUUGAGGGUGCCUGUGUCGAGCGAUCACGGUCCUGCGACGACCUGGCUCUCUCACCCUGCGCCACCAAUAAUCGACAUGAUGGCUGUGAUGGUCCCGACAGCGGCGAGGCCGAGUGCUCAUUGGACGAGAUAGCCGACUCAGGUAAGUUGUUAUCUCUGCUCUCAGACUCCCGUCGAUUCUCCGACACACUCCGUUCUGACGCCACAUUCCGCGUAGCUCCUUCGUCGUUUGCUGUCUCGCAGUCCUCCACCAUCGUCGACCUGGAGAGCUACGGUUCUUCAGCGACCGCCUCGGUCAAGACCCUUGUCCCGGAGAAAGCCCCCUUCUACGACCUCCCAGACGACCCGAUUGCCCAGAUUAAGGAGUCUAUCCGCUUCACCUCGCCCGCCAUGUACGCCCUGACGCCCCGGAUCAUCUCGCCGUGCCUGUCACCGCGAGGAAAGCAGCUCCCCUUCGCGCCGGAGGACCUGACACGCGCCUUGAUUGCUGUGCAGAUCUGCGCGUAA